UCCCCAGAGACCGAAGGAAAGCUCUGCGGUUGCAUUUCAAUUUCUCGGUGUAAACCAGCAGAACCCUAAACCCUAGUCCAGUAACGUAGAAAUGUUACCUCUUUUCUUAAGUUUAAUCAGCGGUAUUCAUGGGUGAGCUCAAUGCAAACGGUCAGGAGAGCAAUUGUGAUCGGCAACGGCUUCGCCGGUGCAGAAAAUCAGUGUAUUGGCUUGGUUCGGGCUCUGGGGCUCUGCCACAAAUUCACUUUAUAUCGUGUUAGUCGGCCGAGAGGGGGAAUCAAUGACAGACUUCAUUGGUUGCCGGUUUCUGUUCAUAAAAAAUUAGAUCAUGCUGUUAAGUGGAUUCGCGAAAGGCGAUGCCUAGGGAAGAAGUUGGUGCCUCUUCCAGCUGAAGGAAAAGAUGUUUUGGAGGCAGAUGCAAGGCAUAUUGCGAAAGUCGCACGGGACACAUUUGAAAGGGAUGGCCCGAUCUUGGUGGUUGCCUCAGGUCGUGAUACUAUUGCUGUUGCAAGUUCCAUUAAGCAGUUAGUUCCAGAAAAUGUUUUUCUUGUUCAGAUACAACAUCCGCGCUCGCGUCUACACAGAUUUGAUCUGGUGAUAACACCUCGCCAUGAUUAUUACCCCUUAACGCCCGAGGCACAAAAACAAAUCCCUUUGUUCCUGAGAAGGUGGGUAACACCUCGAAAGCCUCCUGAUAAACAUGUGGUCCUUACAGUCGGCGCCCUUCACCAGGCUAAUUCUGUUGCUUUAAGAAAUGCCGCUUCUGCUUGGCGUGAUCAGAUGGCAAUUUUGCCUAAACCGUUACUUGUCGUUUCCGUUGGUGGGCCUACAAGGCAUUGCAGAUAUGGUAGAGAUCUAGCAACAGAGCUGACAGCCUUAUUGAGGAGUGUUCUCCCAACUUGUGGCAGCCUCAGAAUAUCAUUUUCUCGUCGAACCCCCAAGAUUGUGUCUGAAGUCCUUGUGACUGAACUCUCAAAUCAUCCCAAAGUCUACAUUUGGAAUGGUGAAGGUCCAAAUCCACACAUGGGACAUCUAGCUUUUGCAGAUGCUUUUGUUAUCACAGCUGAUUCAGUAAGUAUGUUGAGUGAGGCUUGCAGCACAGGGAAGCCUGUGUAUGUGAUUGGCGCUGAGCGGUGUACAUGGAAGUUUGCAUAUUUUCUCAAAUCCCUCCAGACUAGAGGUGCAAUUCGACCAUUCACUGGUGAAGAAAAUAUUUCUGAAAAUUGGCACUAUUCCCCACUAUGUGAUACUGAGAAGGCUGCCGAUGAAGUAAUCAAGGCACUUGAUGACCGCGGGUGGAGAUUGCAGCCACAAUGAGCUUUCCAGAUAAUGGCAUGGUAACGUUUGCUGUCAUUAUACCAGCAUCAUACUGAGUUGGUGAAAGCAAAUAUCUAAUCAAGAAACUCAAGAGGUGUAAACUGGUAUUAAGGGCUAAUAACCACAGCUAGGUGUAAUCACCAGAUCAAAUGAGAUGAAGCUGACAAGUUACUUUUCGCUGCACAUGGAUUUCUUGAGAAACUUCAGUUCAUUUUUGCAUGUUCUUGAUUGUUUAGGUUCUUUUGUAUCGGAUUGUCUCAUUUAUAUGAGGUUCAAUGAGUUUCGGGUGCAGUUAACAUUUUUCCUUC
Molecule: messenger RNA, 1625 nt
Organism: Sesamum indicum (sesame)
Lineage: Eukaryota; Viridiplantae; Streptophyta; Magnoliopsida; Lamiales; Pedaliaceae
Product: fission ELM1-like protein (DUF1022)
Biological process (GO): mitochondrial fission
Cellular component (GO): mitochondrial outer membrane
Source: RefSeq, a predicted model, not a curated record